CGCGUCGCGGGUGGCUGACGUCGCCGGGCCCGGCGUCGCGUCAGGGCUGGCCGGCGGCGGCGACGGCUGAGGAGGCGAUGGCAGCGGACACCGAGCGGGCUUGAGCGCUCGGACCUGCUCCCUACCCGGCGCGACCCCGGGACCGACCCAGCGCUGCGGCCCCGGCUCGUUCCGAUCCUGCUCCCUCCGCGACCGCUGCCUGGGCGGAGGCCGGUGGCGGAGGCCCGGGCUGGCCGUCCUGUUCGCGCCCCGGCUCGGCCCCGGACAGCCCGACAACUGUGCAAAAAAGAGGAGGCCGAGUCGGUAGUGAAAAGAGAAUCCUGAAGAAUAGGAUCUCAAGAUGAGUAAAAAGCCCCCAAAUCGUCCUGGAAUCACUUUUGAGAUUGGUGCUCGUUUGGAGGCACUGGACUACUUACAAAAAUGGUAUCCAUCACGAAUUGAAAAAAUUGACUAUGAGGAGGGCAAGAUGUUGGUCCAUUUUGAGCGCUGGAGUCAUCGUUAUGAUGAGUGGAUUUACUGGGAUAGCAAUAGGUUGCGCCCCCUUGAGAGACCUGCAUUAAGAAAAGAAGGGCUAAAAGAUGAGGAAGAUUUCUUUGAUUUUAAAGCUGGAGAAGAGGUUCUGGCUCGUUGGACAGACUGUCGCUAUUACCCUGCCAAGAUUGAGGCGAUUAACAAAGAAGGAACGUUCACAGUUCAGUUUUAUGAUGGAGUAAUUCGUUGUUUAAAACGAAUGCACAUUAAAGCCAUGCCCGAGGAUGCUAAGGGGCAGGUGAAAGCCCAGCAUCCACUAAGCUGGUGUUGUCCUAGCGACCCAGCUGGAUCGUGUAACCAGUCUAUGGGAAGUGAGGAUUGGAUAGCUUUAGUCAAAGCAGCUGCUGCAGCUGCAGCCAAGAAUAAAACAGGGAACAAACCUCGAACCAGCGCUAACAGCAAUAAAGAUAAAGAGAAAGAUGAGAGAAAAUGGUUUAAAGUACCUUCAAAAAAGGAAGAAACUUCAACUUCUAUAACCACACCAGAAGUUGAGAAGAAGGAAGAUCUGCCUGCAUCUAGUGAAACUUUUGUAGGACUUCAUGUAGAGAACGUUCCAAAGAUGGUCUUUCCACAGCCAGAGAGCACAUUAACAAACAAGAGGAAAAAUAAUCAAGGCAACUCAUUUCAGGCAAAGAGAGCUCGGCUUAACAAGAUUACUGGUUUGUUGGCAUCCAAAGCUGUUGGGGUGGAUGGUGCUGAAAAAAAGGAAGACUACAAUGAAACGGCUCCAAUGCUGGAGCAGGCGAUUUCACCUAAACCUCAAAGUCAGAAAAAAAAUGAAGCUGACAUUAGCAGUUCUGCCAACACUCAGAAACCUGCACUGUUAUCCUCAACUUUGUCUUCAGGGAAGGCUCGCAGCAAGAAAUGCAAACAUGAAUCUGGAGAUUCUUCUGGGUGUAUAAAACCCCCUAAAUCACCACUUUCCCCAGAAUUAAUACAAGUCGAGGAUUUGACGCUUGUAUCUCAGCUUUCUUCUUCAAUGAUAAAUAAAACUAGUCCUCCACAGCCUGUGAACCCCCCUAGACCUUUCAAGCAUAGUGAGCGGAGAAGAAGAUCGCAGCGUUUAGCCACCUUGCCCAUGCCUGAUGAUUCUGUAGAAAAGGUUUCUCCUCCCUCUCCAGCCACUGAUGGGAAAGUAUUCUCCAUCAGUUCUCAAAAUCAGCAAGAGUCUUCAGGACCAGAGGUACCUGACGUUGCACAUUUGUCAUUGGGACCCUGUCUCCCUCUUGACUUAAGUCGUGGUUCGGAAGUCACAACACCGCUAGCCCCAGAUCCCUCUUAUCAUAAUGAAUGCCUCAGAGCAGAAAAGGAAGAUACACAGAUGCUUACAAAUCUUUCUUCCAAAGCAGUGACUGAUGCAAGAGGAGCUCCAGCAGCCUCAGGAAUAUCGAAAAUGGAAAAAAAAGUGAAAUUGGAAGAAAAAACCUCAACUGCAUUUGGUAAGAGAAAAGAAAAGGAUAAAGAAAGAAAAGAGAAGAGGGACAAAGAUCACUACAAACCAAAGCAGAAGAAGAAGAAGAAAAAGAAAAAGAAAUCUAAGCAGCAUGACUAUUCAGACUAUGAAGACAGUUCCCUAGAAUUUUUGGAAAGGUGCUCUUCUCCACUAACUCGAUCUUCUGGGAGUUCUCUGGCUCUGCGAAGCAUGUUUACGGAGAAAAAUACAACAUAUCAGUACCCAAGGGCAAUCUUGUCAGUUGAUCUUAGUGGUGAAAACUUAUCGGACAUGGAAUUCCUGGACGAUUCUUCCACGGAGAGUUUGCUCCUCAGUGGGGAUGAGUACAAUCAGGACUUUGAUUCAACGAAUUUCGAAGAGUCUCAGGAUGAAGACGAUGCCCUUAAUGAAAUUGUGCGAUGCAUCUGUGAGCUGGACGAGGAGAAUGGCUUUAUGAUUCAGUGUGAAGAGUGCCUGUGCUGGCAGCACAGCGUGUGCAUGGGGCUGCUGGAGGAGAGCAUCCCGGAGCAGUACCUCUGCUACAUCUGCCGGGACCCCCCGGGUCAGAGAUGGAGUGCAAAGUAUCGCUACGAUAAGGAUUGGUUGAAUAAUGGGAGAAUGUGUGGGUUAUCAUUUUUAAAAGAAAAUUACUCUCACCUCAAUGCCAAAAAGAUAGUUUCCACACACCACCUGCUUGCUGACGUCUAUGGUGUUACAGAAGUCCUGCACGGGUUACAGCUGAAGAUCGGAAUACUCAAGAAUAAACAUCAUCCCGACCUUUGUCUCUGGGCUUGUUCCGGGAAGAAGAAAGAUCAAGAUCAAGUGGUUGCUGGGGUGGAGAAAAAAAUAACAGUGCAAAACAUAGUUAAUGUGGAAGAAAAGAAGUAUCAUGUACAGAACCACAAAGAACCACCUCGUUUACCCCUAAAAAUGGAAGGAACUUAUAUAACAAGUGAGCACAGCUACCAAAAGCCACAAAGUUUUGGUCCAGACUGCAAAUCUCUCGCAGAUCCUGGGAGCUCAGAUGAUGAUGAUGUUAGUAGUUUUGAAGAAGAACAAGAAUUUCACACGAGAGAGAAAAACCGUUUACGAUAUCCAGUAAAAGAAGAUGGAAGGCCCGGAAAGAAGAAUCCAGCUGAAAGGAAUACAGUAUUUGUUUAUAAUGAUAAAAAGAGCACUGAAGACCCGGGAGACUCGCAUCUUCAGUGGCAGCUCAAUCUCCUUACGCACAUAGAGAACGUGCAGAAAGAAGUCACCAGCAGGAUGGACCUCAUAGAAAAGGAAGUUGACGUUCUGGAAAGCUGGCUUGAUUUCACAGGGGAGUUGGAGCCACCCGAUCCUCUUGCAAGGCUGCCCCAGCUUAAACGCCACAUCAAACAGCUCCUAAUUGACAUGGGAAAAGUACAGCAGAUAGCCACUCUCUGCUCUGUAUGACGGCAGUGAACACGAUGCAAAGAAUGGGGCUCUGUUCAGUCGACUCGCUUUUAUUAUCCACAUGGCUGCUAAGUGGAUAGUUUAAAAGCUUAGUGAUGUUUGGUCAUUUACUGAUUUGUGCCAUCAAUAGGAUGGCACCUUGGAAAGGAAAGUGAAGAACAACUUUAUCAGGGAAGCUAAUAUUAAAAAGCAUUCAUGAGCUAGAUACAAAUGAUAAUGUGCCAUAUGCCCAGGGUCAGUGGAGGUAGAUUAGAAUCUAUGCUGAGGGAAUCAGAUUGGCAGGAUUUUUGAGUAGUUGCUAACAUGAAACACGAGAUACCUGUAGAAAGAAAUAUGGUGCAUUCAUAUAGUUCUUAGUGAAAGAUGUAAGUUUAUAAACCAGCAUUUGGCCAAAACGAAAAUUGUAGAGGAGAUUUAAAUUGUGGAGAGUUCUGUCAGGUUGUUGUAAGAACUGUCUUCUCUGCAGUUGAUCCAGCUGCACUGAAGUUCAGAGUAUUUAAACUUUUAUGGGAUCAUGAACUGUUUCUUAGGUGAUGAAUGUCCUUAACCAGAAAACUGACAGUAGAAGUCUCACUUCUGAGGAAAACAGUUGUGGCAUCCUUACUUCAUUAUGAAUAUAUUUUAAAAACAGUGAAAUAAUUGGAAUCCAUUGCUGGCAUUAGAAGCUCAUUGUAAAAACAGAAUGGCUCGCAGAAUUGUCAGUGUGCCAAAUAACGAUACUGCUGGAAAGAGAGAUUUAAAUACUGUGGGAGUUCUCUCACCCAAGUCUUACAUAAUGCCAUCAGUCCAUCAGAGACGUGUCUAUCCCAUAUACUAUAUAUAGAAUAUAUAUAUUCAGAGUUCAGCAUUCAGGUUUCAACGUACAGUUUGAUCCUGAAUGUGCUUGAUAUUUGCCUUCAGAAAAAAAAAAUGUAAAUAACCUCAGCUGGGAUGAGGAGUGACAAAAAUAACGAAAUAAUUUGUGGCUGUGGAUUUUUUUUUUUUUAAACUGCUGGUAGUGGAAUACUGGAAAAGCUUCAUUUCUGAAGAUGAAUUUUAUUUUUAAAAAAUACAUGAGGCACUCAAAACUUGUAGCUUUGAUCACAAAUGGACAGAUUUCUGAAACCAAAGGCAACUAAGUUGCUGCGUUAGCUCUGCUGGAUCUCGGCCCGGCCUCUGUCUGUCAGUGCUCUUGCGAGCCGUGCGCCGCCCCCGUGCUCGCGCAGGUGUGCGUUCAGUGUGUAUGCUUGUUUGAAACAAACACUCAGCAUACAUGUGUACAUAAUCGACAUAUUUAUAUCUACACAUAUCUAGUUUUAUUACUAUAGUCUAUAAGAGUUGGUGGUUAACAUGAAAUGUUACCUUUUAACAGACUGUUUUUAAAAAAUUAAAAAUGUUAUGUAUAGGUUUUGAAACUUUUUUAAAAAGGGGAGAGAAAAGACUGUUAAGAGGAGGCUAUUUGAUGACAUGUUAACACUUGAAUAUUUUAUGCCUCAUCCUGUUUAUCAGUUCUAGCAAUCUGUAUAAAUGCAUUUUAGAACUGAUAGACAGUCAACUUGAAUUUAUCUUUGAUAAGAAUACAUGCCACUGUACAUUCAGAUAUUAUUUAAAACUGCAAACACACUGUUCUAUAUGUAAGGUACUGUAUGUAAAACUCUUUAUUAAAACAAUUCCACAUAUCAUAAAAUUUCAGCUUGCCUUUUUGCGGCCUUAUAUUUUGAUGUAAAGAUGAUUAAAAGAAUGUGCAAAGUAGUAAUUAGAAAUUUUUAUUGCCUUUUGAGAUUCUCCAACUUGACACAUGUGCCAAAGAUCACAGACAUAAAAUACAGCCCUAUGUAUUUACUUAUGAUGCAUUAACGUUGUCAGAAAUCUUACUGAGAAAUGAAAAGCUUUAGUAGAGGAGAUACAAGGUAGUUAUUAAAUUUGAAUAUUAAAGUAAAAAAAGAUAAUGCCUGUA
This is a messenger RNA of Bubalus bubalis (water buffalo), 5333 nucleotides long. It is a transcript of the gene PHF20L1, whose product is annotated as PHD finger protein 20 like 1. Gene Ontology annotation, biological process: regulation of transcription by RNA polymerase II. Gene Ontology annotation, cellular component: nucleus; NSL complex. Lineage: Eukaryota; Metazoa; Chordata; Mammalia; Artiodactyla; Bovidae. The transcript is spliced from 21 exons. The record is from RefSeq and is a predicted model, not a curated record. Bases 341 to 3397 code for a protein of 1018 amino acids.